AUGUGGAAAAAAAAAAAAAAGAAGAAGAGAUGCAGCGAUGCGCAGAACGUUCAGGGCAACAAUUUUGAUCCUCUCGUCAAACAAUUGAUCAAGGAAUUGACGAAGGCUGCACCAGAAAAUCGAGGCUAUGCAGAAGGGCGGGCAACAUCAAGUAGUCUCUACGCCUAUGGUAUUGCCAAUUGCUGGAGAACUAUGGAUCAGAAAUUGUGUACUAAAUGCGUAGAUAAGGCAAGUGAAGAAAUCUUACUCUUCCUGUUGGUUGUUUGUUGCACGAUUCUGAAUUUGUUAACAAGCCUGGUUCAUCCACGAAUAGAGCUUUUUGAGGAAAAAACCCAUCCUCUGUUAAGGCCAUGA
This is a messenger RNA of Fraxinus pennsylvanica, 354 nucleotides long. Lineage: Eukaryota; Viridiplantae; Streptophyta; Magnoliopsida; Lamiales; Oleaceae. The record is from the annotation of a GenBank genome assembly.